AAAGCACAUUUUUGUUUUUAUGAUGUAUAGCCAAUUUUGACUUGUGUUGGUGGUAGCUAGCUAGUGGAAACCAAGUGACUCGGAGCUGAACGGAAGUCUUUUUCUGGAGUCACAUUAAAAAUGAAAAUAUAUGCUAAUGUUAGCUACACUUGUAGCUAUUGCCAAGGUACUGCAUGCACUGGAGAAACAUACUCACUCAUUCAUUCCUGAUGACUUCACUUGAAUAGUCAUAGAUAUGUUUAUCUCAAGGGUGGCCCCUCACCUAAGUCUGCUUUGCAGAGGUACUGGUGCACUUCAGACUCCAGGACAGUCAUUGAGUGAAUCUUUACUUCCUGUCUUUCCUACUCGUUGCUCUUCUCUAAAUGUAAAACCAGCAGCAGACAACACACAGCCUCCCCAACACUGGAGCCAGAGCUGGAAGAGUUCCUCAUCCCUCGUAAUCCAUCAGUGUCCCCACAUAAGAGCUGGCUCUAGCUGCACUACUCCCUCCCCUUCUAGUGUCUCCUCUGCCUUGGAGGACACCACGCUACUGCCCCCGUUAAUUAAGAGGCCCUCUCCUGGAGGAGGGUGAAGGCCCAGUAACUAAGUAGCUCAGAAUCUCCGCUGUAAGAACGUGCUGGAGAUCCGGCGGUGGAAGAUGAACAGGCACAAGUACAAGAAGCUGCUCAAACGCACCAAGUUCCUGAGGAGGAGAUGGAUGGCAGGAGGAAAAAGAAGCAGAAACGCUUUGAGAAGGAUCUUCAGAGGAUCUGGAUGUGAGCUGGACUGAAGAAAUCCCCAGAAGGAUGGAAUACACAGAGGAUCUUCAACAAACAAUCCAAAGUCUCAGAGAGAUUGAAGAGUACAGACUGAACGUCUGUACUCUUCUGGCACACUGCUGACUGACAGGAAUUACAUGCUUCUCAUAAGCCUGCUCUCCUCUCUGCUACUUGAAAUAAGACAUUUAGUGAUGUGGACAUUUUCCAGUUGUGUUCUGCCCUCUCCUGUUAAGUGUGAUGGUUGUUGCAAGUAGGUAAAAAAAACAAGACAAUUUUUCUCACAUCCUGAUUAUUCACUCUACUUAUCUUAUUUAAUAUAUCAUACCAGUAUGUUCAUACCUUCUUACAAUAGGCUGUUAUUUAAUACCUUCUCCAAUUCAGUUUCCUAAGUUAAACAGUGGGUGGCAGUAUUGUACAACCUUUGUUUCAUUGAACAUUGUGAACUUGGCAGUCUCAAAGAUGUUCAGCUGAAAUAGUCUACUGUUGUUCAGUCAGUGACAAAGUUAUACAACUAUUCUGGUAAGCUGUGAUAUUAGGUCAGAAGAAGUGAUCACUUUCAAAGAUGUUCUCACUCAGUAGCAGUGCCAGGAAGGUGUAGGGUUUCACAGGCAAGCGAAGGAGGGACAUACACAGCUGGUUUACACUCUGGAGACUUCUGCAGUUUUGUUGUUGAUGAACUUUCUUCAGGUGUUGCUGUCCUCUAUCCAUUGAUGCGCAAAACACUGUGUUGUAACCUACCUACUUUUAUCCCAUUUCUUUGAGUAAGAGUUGUAGAAGAAAGACUGGAAGACAUGUUGCGGUUGUUUCUAAUUUCUUCUGUCUUCUUCCUGCCCAGUGCAUGGGGCCAGAGCAGCAGCAAAUUAGAUGUGGUGGUGGAGGCCCGUAACAUCACCCUCCCAGCCGGGACCCAGGCCGUGCUGCCCUGCCACAGCCCCCGCAUGAUAUGGACCUGGGACCGGCUGAAGGAUCGCCAGAGGGUGGUCCACUGGGACCUGUUCCGGAGCACACCAGAGUACUCUGUGGAAAGGAUACUGGACAUGUCUGCUGGCGUCAAAGAGAGAGUCUAUAAUGGGUUCAACAAGGGCCGCAUAACCAUCCCCAAAACCGCCUUCACUGACGGGAACUUCUCCCUCGUCAUCAACAAUGUAGGAACAGCUGAUCGAGGUGUUUAUAGUUGUAAUCUGCAUCACCAUUACUGCCAGCUUCACCAGUCCAUCAAGAUACAGCUCAACACCACCAAGUCAGUCCGUAAGGAGAAGCGUUACUGGGACGGGGACAAGACAGUGUUUGUGGUGUUGCUGGGGAGCUCUGUGGUGUUGCCUUGUGUGAACAGGCGGCCUCUGUGGAUGGAGGGCCAGCAGGAGGACCAGCAGCAGGUAGCCCACUGGGACUGGCAGCCACCUGGGGUGAGACCUGAUGGAGCUGACCGCCUGGUGGACCUUUACGCCUCUGGAGAGCGCCGGCAGUAUGGACCACUCUUCCCUGUGGACAAGAUGAGUGUCUCUGAGGAUGCCUUCUCUGUAGGGGAUUUCUCUCUGACCAUCUCUAAUCUCCAGCCUGUUGACAAGGGCCUGUACUCCUGUCACCUGCACCACCACUACUGCGGCCUGCACGAGAGACUCAUCUACAGGCUCAUGGUGGGGCCUUCACUGCCCCCACCUCCUCCGGUCCUCACCGCUGUCCCUGCUGCCCCUGCUGCCCCUGCUGUCCCGACUGUCCUUGCUAUCCCCCACACACUCCCCAAUGAUGACCUAAGCCCUGAUGUGGUUGAACUUGAGAGACCACGGGUAAUCAACGUCAUUCUCCCUGAGUACCCAGGGCACUUCUUCCAGCAGAUGGGCUACUUCCUGGCUACCUUCUUCCUCCUAGCCUUCAUCAUAACAAUCGUCAUUGUGCUAACCCGACGACGCAGAAAGAGAGGGCUGGAGUACGACCUGCGAAGAUCUGAACGGAGUCAUGUGACUGGCCACGUUGCAUUGGAUGCCACAGAGCUGAAGGUCUGCACCCAGGAAUACCCGAAUUCAGACUACAAAAACAACCUACUGAAAGAGAGAGAUAUGUCUAAAGGCUGCAAUAAAGAAAUGAAUGGAAAGUUGUGGAUAUGAGACAGAGAGAGCUGAUAUGCCGCUGGCGGCUCCAGAGCAGACACACAUGACUAGGAAGAGGAAACAAGGGUUUAUAAUGGUGGAAUCCAAAAAGGACAGGAGGGACUCUCUUUUUAUAGACACCCCUUACCAAACACUCUUACCAAACACUCUUACCAAACACUCUUACCAAACACUCUUACCAAAACACUCUUACCAAACAGUCUUACCAAACACUCUUACCAAACACUCUUACCAAACACUCUUACCAAACACUCUUACCAAAACACUCUUACCAAACACUCUUACCAAACAGUCUUACCAAACACUCUUACCAAAACACUCUUACCAAACACUCUUACCAAACACUCUUACCAAACACUCUUACCAAAACACUCUUACCAAACACUCUUACCAAACACUCUUACCAAACAGUCUUACCAAACACUCUUACCAAACAGUCUUACCAAACACUCUUACCAAACAGUCUUACCAAACACUCUUACCAAACAGUCUUACCAAACAGUCUUACCAAACAGUCUUACCAAACAGUCUUACCAAACAGUCUUACCAAACAGUCUUACCAAACAGUCUUACCAAACACUCUUACCAAACACUCUUACCAAAACACUCUUACCAAACACUCUUACCAAACACUCUUACCAAACACUCUUACCAAACACUCUUACCAAACAGUCUUACCAAACACUCUUACCAAAACACUCUUACCAAACACUCUUACCAAACACUCUUACCAAACACUCUUACCAAAACGUUUCUGUUGCUGCGCCAGUUUUUUAUAUUUUAUUUCAUAUUUUCAUACUUGUGUAUUCUGUAUUCUGAUCUGCUGUUAUUUCAAUAUGGCUAAACAUGUCUUCAAUUUUGUAUUGUACUACACAGAUAUUUGAUGUCAAGUAUUUUAUAUUACAAAAAACAACCAGUGUGUGCUUUUCAACAUUCCUUGUCUUUUGGUACAUGACAAAAUACUUUCUAUCACUAUAUGACUUCAUUUUCCGAAAGCAUGUUGUCUUUAAAUGUAUGUGGGAAAACUGUCAUGUUCUGUUUUCUGAUUUCAGAGCUCAGCAAGCUCAGAAUUAGUUGAGAAUGUUUAUUAAAGUAUUUGCACAAACCUGUAAUUUACAAGUAAUAUACUAGUAACAUUCAUUCUGUGUGUAAAGGGUUUGUAAAGGGUCACAAGUAUUUUAUAGCUAUGCUGUUAAUUAUUAGUUCAUAACUUGCUUAGAAAUCUGUAUUAAGCCUUUAUACCUGUUAUAAUGGUAUUCUUACCAAGUUCAUGCGAUUGAUGAUCAUGGACCACAAAGAAAGGCUAUACAUGGAAUAAAACUCAGGAAAUCAA
Molecule: messenger RNA, 4199 nt
Organism: Oncorhynchus tshawytscha (Chinook salmon)
Lineage: Eukaryota; Metazoa; Chordata; Actinopteri; Salmoniformes; Salmonidae
Product: matrix remodeling-associated protein 8
Exons: 13
Coding region: 1550-2863 (437 amino acids)
Biological process (GO): cell adhesion; establishment of glial blood-brain barrier
Cellular component (GO): membrane; cell surface
Source: RefSeq, a predicted model, not a curated record